AUGGAAGUGGACACUGGAGCUUCAGUGAGUGUUGUACCAACCCAGAUAUAUAGUGAAGUUCUAUCCCACGUACAGCUGAAGAAGAGCACUGCCCGACUUCAGUCAUAUAGUGGUGAACGAUUGAAGGUGAAGGGAGAAGCUGUUGCACCAAUCAAGUAUGGAAUGCAACAAUCCAUGGAGCGGUUGAUUGUAGUAGAUGUGAGUGAUAAGCCAGCAGUCUUGGGACGAGAUUGGCUGUCAAACCUCAAGCUUGAUUGGGCUUCUCUGUUCAAAGUUGAUAGUGGAGUUUUUGAUGUACCUGAGAAGUUUCCUCAGUUGUUUGCAGAGGGAGUAGGUACUUUACAAGGCUAUCAAGCCAAGAUAACUUUGUCUGCAGAUGCCAAGCCACAGUUCCAUAGGCCACGCCCAGUGCCUUAUGCCUUACAACAGAAGGUAGAGGAGGAGCUUAAUCGACUUCAGGAAGAGGGCAUUAUACAGCCAGUGGAAAACAGUGAGUGGGCAGCACCUAUCGUCAUUGUGAGAAAGGCUGAUAAUUCUAUCAGAAUUUGUGGCGAUUACAAGGUAACAAUUAACCCCUACCUGGAGAUGGACAAUUAUCCAAUGCCAAAUGCACAGGACUUGUUUGCAUCGUUAGCAGGAGGACGGUUCUGUACACGUCUGGAUAUGAAACAAGCUUACAUGCAGAUGCGAGUGGAUUCAAGCAGCCAAAGGUAUUUGACUAUCAACACUGCCAAGGGCCUGUUUGCGUACACACGUAUGCCCUUUGGUAUUUCGACUGCACCCGGAAUUUGGCAGCGAGCAAUGGACAACGUUCUUACGGGAAUGCCAGGAGUGUCCUGUUAUUUAGACGACAUUCUGAUUGUGGGCCAAUCCGAAGAACAACAUGACGAACGUCUUCAUCAAGUCUUGGAAAGACUGAGUCAAGCGGGACUUCGUCUGAAAAGAGAAAAGUGUGAGUUCAAGAAAACUAGAGUUGAGUACCUUGGUUAUGUUGUGGAUGAGCAUGGACUUAGACCGGCUGAGAAAAAGCUGGCAGCAAUACGACAAGCUCCAGAGCCAAGUAACACAACCGAGCUAAGGGCAUUCUUAGGCCUAUUGAAUUAUUAUGGAAGGUUCUUGCCUAACCUCUCAACCAUGCUACAACCACUGUAUAGUCUGCUGCAGAAGAACACAUCGUGGGAAUGGGGUGCAAAACAAGCAAAGGCUUUCCGGCAAGCCAAACAGAAUUUGUUGGAAUCGGAUUUCUUGACGCAUUAUGACUUGAAGAAACCGGUACGUCUUGCUUGCGAUGCUUCACCGUAUGGAGUGGGAGCCUGUCUCACACAUGUAAUGUCAGACGGUAGUGAGCAACCAAUCGCUUUUGCUUCACGAACCUUGACCAUGGCAGAAAGAGGAUAUGCUCAAUUGGAACGAGAAGCGUUAGCACUCAUCUUUAGAGUGCGACAAUUUCAUAAAUAUUUGGUGGGAAGGUCAUUCACACUUGUAACUGACCAUCGACCACUGUUGAAGAUAUUGGGUCCGAAAGAGGGAGUACCUACUCUAGCAGCGGCUCGACUACAGCGUUGGUCACUAAUUCUAAGUGCUUAUCAAUACAACCUGGAAUACACAUCAGGAGUGAGCAACAAAGAAGCUGAUCUACUUUCGAGACUACCCAUUCCAGUCAACGUAGUGGAUCUUAAUGAGAAAAUCUAUGCUAUUGAUCAUUGUGAGCAGUUACCUGUUACAGCGCAAGACAUUGCUAAGGAACUGCAGCGAGACUCCAUACUACGACAAGUUUACGAGUACACUUUGCGUGGAUGGAAGCCUAAUGUAAGUACACAGUUACUGCCGUAUGCACGACGAGCGGAUGAGCUUACAAUUGAAGACGGGUGUCUACUUUGGGGGAAUCGUGUAAUUAUUCCAACCAAGCUUCAAGGCACAGUGUUACAAGAGAUUCACGAAGACUAG
This is a messenger RNA of Corticium candelabrum, 1947 nucleotides long. RefSeq lists its product as uncharacterized. Lineage: Eukaryota; Metazoa; Porifera; Homoscleromorpha; Homosclerophorida; Plakinidae. The record is from RefSeq and is a predicted model, not a curated record. The coding region runs from base 1 to 1947 and encodes 648 amino acids. The transcript is spliced from 2 exons.